Suricata suricatta (meerkat) is the source of this 723-nucleotide messenger RNA. It is a transcript of the gene KLK7, whose product is annotated as kallikrein related peptidase 7. Gene Ontology annotation, molecular function: serine-type endopeptidase activity. The coding region runs from base 1 to 723 and encodes 240 amino acids. Gene Ontology annotation, biological process: proteolysis; positive regulation of antibacterial peptide production. NCBI's taxonomy places the organism in Eukaryota, Metazoa, Chordata, Mammalia, Carnivora, Herpestidae. The record is from RefSeq and is a predicted model, not a curated record. The transcript has 5 exons.
AUGAAGGUGGAGAGGGGGAAGGAGACGGGCAUGGAAAUGAAUAAGGAAUUUCAGCAGAAGAGACCCUUCCUCUGCCUGGCAGCCCCAGGCAAGGUUCGGAGAGGCCACCAUGGCAGGAUCCCUUCUCUUGCCCCUGCAGAUCCUAUUGUUGUCUUUAGCUCUGGGAUCUGCUGGACAAGAAGUGAGUACCAUGUGCACAUGGGCAGUGAUCAGCUGAAUGGUAAGAAAGCCCAGAAGAUCCGGGCCAAGCAGUCAUUCCGCCACCCUGGUUACUCCACUCAGACCCACGUUAACGACCUUAUGCUUGUGAAGCUGGAUCGCCCAGCCAGGCUGUCAUCGAGUGUGAAAAAAGUCAACCUGCCCUCCCGCUGUGAACCCCCUGGGACCACAUGCACUGUUUCUGGCUGGGGCACCACCACCAGCCCGGAUGUGACCUUUCCAUCGAUGCUCAUGUGCACAGAUGUCAGACUCAUCUCCUCCCAGGACUGCAAGAAGGUUUACAAGGACCUGCUGGGAACGUCCAUGCUGUGUGCUGGCAUCCCCAACUCCAAGACCAAUGCCUGCAACGGUGACUCGGGGGGACCACUGAUGUGCAAAAAUACCCUGCAAGGCCUGGUGUCCUGGGGAACUUUCCCUUGUGGCCAACCCAAUGACCCAGGUGUCUAUACCCAAGUCUGCAAGUUCGUCAGUUGGAUAAAUGAGACCAUGAAAAGGCAUAGCUAA